Messenger RNA from Sparassis crispa, 210 nucleotides. RefSeq lists its product as hypothetical. The transcript is spliced from 5 exons. NCBI's taxonomy places the organism in Eukaryota, Fungi, Basidiomycota, Agaricomycetes, Polyporales, Sparassidaceae. The coding region runs from base 1 to 210 and encodes 69 amino acids. The record is from RefSeq and is a predicted model, not a curated record.
AUGACCCCUCUCGCCAAAUGGUCUGCCCAAUUCCACGCUGUUCAGGUUCAACACCGGAUUGGAAGUGCUACGAAGACUGAGGAGGGAGGGAACAGACAGUUGAAGGCUAGGCGUGACUUCUCGUGUGUUCGCACACGCUCUCAUCGCUCUGAUGGCAGAGCGCUCGCUAUUCGCUUCCAGCGAGGCAUCAAUAUUAAGGAUGGACAUUGA